This is a messenger RNA of Panonychus citri (citrus red mite), 3170 nucleotides long. Its product is annotated as nuclear hormone receptor E75-like. The record is from RefSeq and is a predicted model, not a curated record. Lineage: Eukaryota; Metazoa; Arthropoda; Arachnida; Trombidiformes; Tetranychidae. Gene Ontology annotation, molecular function: RNA polymerase II cis-regulatory region sequence-specific DNA binding; nuclear receptor activity; zinc ion binding. Gene Ontology annotation, biological process: positive regulation of transcription by RNA polymerase II; hormone-mediated signaling pathway; negative regulation of transcription by RNA polymerase II.
GUUCUUGACUGGAUCUAAUUGCUUGUCUUAGUGAUUAAUUUUUUAAUUAUUAUUAGUAUUUUGGUUUUACAAUUAGCUGAUUGUUGUGGUUUAAAAGGUUAAGUAUCUUUUCGGAAUAUUUUUCUCUUUUAAAUCUGUUCAGGUUGGAUUUUGAUGUUUCAAGGCAACUAAAGGUUCCCGUCGGGUUAAAUUGUUACAAUCGAAGGACAAAUUGUCGAAAGGGUUAACACUUUUACUUUUAAAAUGGUUAAUCUCAAUGUCAAUAGAAUGAAAAUCGUCUGUUGUUUACCGUUUUGAAAAGGUUGUGACCUAAGACCUUGUAUCGGGUUUAGGGUUAAGCUAAACAACGAAAAGGGUUGUAGGUUAACUAGAAUAGUAAUAGAAAGUCCAAGGUCAGAUUCGAUUUGUCAAUUGUAAUGGAAGGAGAAAAGAAAAGAAAACAAAACAAAAACUGUAACUUUUUCUUUCUCAUGAUGAUUUUCCUUCAAUCUAAUCACAUAUGUUCACUUUAAUGUAAACAUAAACUCUAACCUUUUUACCCUUAACCUUAUCACCUCCUUAUAAAGGCCACCAUAUGAACGAGAAAUCAACGGGUUACAAGGUCGUGACACCAAUAUUCUGUGUAAAUCUCAUCUCACUCUCAAUAUAUUAUUUAAUAUUCUAACAAUUUAAAUGUACUAACAAUUAUCAUCUUAGACACAAUGAUGAUUCUGAGUGAAAAAGAUCUACAGUUAUUAUCAUCCAUGUCAAAUACGAAUAUCACUUCGGAAGCUGAUUCAAGUUUUAAAGACAGUGAAUUAAAAAUUGAAUUUGAUGGAACCACAGUUCUAUGUCGGUGUGGUGAUCGAGCCUCAGGGUUUCAUUAUGGUGUUCAUUCAUGUGAGGGUUGUAAGGGUUUCUUUCGUCGUUCAAUUCAACAGAAAAUUCAAUAUCAACUCUGUACUAAAAAUCAACAAUGCUCAAUCCUCAGAAUAAAUCGGAAUAGAUGUCAAUAUUGUCGUUUAAAAAAGUGUAUCGCUGUUGGAAUGUCUUUAAACGCUGUUAGAUUUGGACGUGUACCAAAACGUGAAAAGGCUAAAAUACUCGCAGCCAUGCAAAAGGUAAACGCUAAUUGUCAAGAGAAACAAUUAACUGAACAAUUGGAAGAUGAAAGUCGAUUGUUAUUAAAUAUUUUACAAGCUCACGAGGAAAACUGUGAUUAUACCAAAGAAAAGGUUAUCCCGUUAAUUGAGAAAGCUCGAGCUAAUCCAGUUUACGCUCGAUGUCCAUCAACAAUGGCCUGUCCAUUGAAUCCACUUCCACCCUCAAUUGAAAAUGGUGGUGGUGUUGGUCCACCUGAUGGUGUAAUGGAAGAUUUUAGUGAAAGAUUUUCACCCGCCAUCAGAGGUGUCGUUGAAUUUGAUAAACGAAUCCCCGGUUUUGCAAUGUUAUCCCAAGACGAUCAGAUAACUUUACUCAAAGCGGGUGUUUUCGAGGUGCUUUUAGUACGUUUGGCUUGUAUGUUUGAUAAAUCGACCAAUUCAAUGAUCUGUUUAAACGGAAUGGUUCUUAAACGUGAUUCCCUUCAUUCACAAUCAAGUGCUAGAUUUUUACUUGAUUCAAUGUGGUUCUCUGAGAUGCUCAAUGCACUUGGAUUAACCGAUCAUGAGAUUGCCCUUUUCUGUGCGGUUGUUGUCAUCUCACCCGAUCGACCUGGUCUUCGUAAUACUGAUCUAGUUCAAAAGAUUCACCGUAAAUUGGAUGAUCUCCUUCAGAAAGCAAUCAUUUCAAACCAUUCCGAUAAUCCUGGUCUAUUCAGUGAACUUAAGAAAAAAAUUCCCGACCUUCGAACUCUAAAUACACUUCAUUCAGAGAAACUUUUAGCAUUCAAAAUGGGUCCUAAAAAUGGUCAACAAUCACAACAAUCACAACAAUCACAACAACAACAUCAACAACAAUCAAAUGGUUAUCAUAAUUUAUCAGCAUCCUCAUCACCUGUAUCACCAAUUUCAUCAUCAUCACUUUCAUCAUUAAAUCAUCACAAUGGUAACAGCAAUAGUAGCUCAGACGGAGACAGAAAUUGUAACUCACCUGGAAAUAUGAAUACAACAUCUACCUGUUCAUAUGCCUCAUUAUUACCCGUUCAAUGGCAAAAUUUCACGAUUCGGGACAAUAACGAUGGACCUACUUCAUCAUCUUCAUCUUCAUCCUCAUCUUCAUCUAAUUCAUCAUUAUUAUCGCGAACGACCAAUAACAUCAAUAAUUCAAAUAACAUUAACACCAAUAGCUCAUCUUAUGGUUUAAAUGAAGAUGAAAGUUUAUCAUCAUCAUCACCAGGAUCAUAUGAUAGGAACAGUGUAACCUCAUCAGAUCACAUUUUAAUUACCAAAUCAACUAAAAGUGCCAACGGAUUAAAUAAUAACUCUAAUAAUAAUAACAAUAGUACUAAUCAUUAUACAAACUCUAAUUAUCAUCAUCACCAUCAUCAUCAUUUAAAUGGUCACAAUCAACAAAAUAACACCUCAAAUAGCAGUUCAUCAUUAGCAAAUCAUUUUAUUCUUGGUCAACGAUUACUUCAACAAUCAACUAAUUCAACAAUAGAUACCAGUUCAAAUAUAAACAAUAAGAUGAGAGAUAAUAACAAAUCUGGUUGCCCUCGAGAUAAUUUAAUCAAUUCAUUUAAUCAUCAUCGUUAUCAAGAAAAUAACAACCAUCAUCAUAAUAACCAUUAUGAUAAUUAUCUCUCUCUCUCUCUCUCUCUCUCUCUCGACUUGUGUCGGCCAAUGGUUGGUUGAAAUUCGUCGUCGAACUGAAAUGGAAAGUCUGAGUGCUCUUCAGGCUAAAUCAGUCGCUCUAGAACAAGACUCUGUUCGUGCUCUAUCGGUUCGAUGUGCCUAAGUUUCAGUUCGAAAGGUUCGAUUUGCUUCCGUUCAAAUUAUCGAUGAUAUUGAUAUUCUCAUCGACAAUUUACCAGUAACUUGUGGACGACUUCGAGAUUGUCAACACGAUUUCAACAUAAUCUACAGUAACAUUGUUAAUCUUGUCGAUACUUGUGCUCGUGGUCUUUUACGAGCACAAGUAUCGACACCAACUUGAUUAACCGAUUUCGAAAUUUACAUAAUUGUAUAUAUAAAUUAAAUGUAAUCACUGUAAUUAUUGAGUAAAAAAUUUACCGAUUUGAAAUCAUGUUU